Molecule: messenger RNA, 11369 nt
Organism: Galleria mellonella (greater wax moth)
Lineage: Eukaryota; Metazoa; Arthropoda; Insecta; Lepidoptera; Pyralidae
Gene: Vps13
Product: intermembrane lipid transfer protein Vps13
Exons: 60
Coding region: 230-10021 (3263 amino acids)
Biological process (GO): protein retention in Golgi apparatus; protein targeting to vacuole
Cellular component (GO): extrinsic component of membrane
Source: RefSeq, a predicted model, not a curated record
CAUUCAGAUUUGCGUUGUUGUUCUCCUAGGGAGCUCGUGAAAAUAGAUUUUGAUUUUUAAAUGAGUUUAAUAUAAAUUUUAUCAUUUUUAUAAAAAUAAUUCGCUGUUGUAAAGUGCAGGUCUAUAAUACCUAUAUUUAAUAAAUUACGCAACCAUGAGUUACCGCCGCGGACCAUGACAUGAGUACUUUAAUGUAAUUUUAAUUUAUUUGUGAAGAAGUCCUAUCGCGAUGGUGUUCGAAUCGAUUGUAGUGGACGUGCUGAACAGGUUCCUGGGGGACUACGUGGAGAACCUGAACAGAUCUCAGCUCAAAUUAGGAAUAUGGGGAGGUGAUGUCGUGUUAGAAAAUUUGAUAUUAAAACAGAAUGCUCUAGAAGAACUUAAUAUACCUGUUCAGACAGUUUAUGGCCACUUGGGAAAACUAGUACUGAAAAUACCAUGGAAAAAUCUCUACGGUGCGUCAGUGGAAGCAACUGUGGACCGCCUGUUUCUUAUCGUGAAUCCCACCGCUGAAGUCAAAUAUGAUCCGGAGAAGGAGGAGAAAAUGGCGCUAGCCUCCAAACAGGCUGAACUCGCCAGGGUUGAGGAGGCUAAAAAAAAGGAGGCAGAGAAAGAUCAAAAUAAACUCGACGAGACGUUUGUGGAGAAGUUAGUAACACAGAUCAUCAAGAAUGUACAGUUAAAAAUAACAGACAUACACAUACGCUACGAGGAUAGCAUAACAAACCCAAAGGCGCCGUUCUCCUUCGGUAUAACACUGCACAAUCUCUCCGUCCAUACAACAGAUGAAAAUUGGAAGCAGGCCGUUAUACAAGAAGCUGUGACCAAAAUUUUCAAGAUCUUGAAUUUGGAAGGAUUAGCAAUAUAUUGGAAUCCUGCAACAGAAUUAUAUUCAAAAUGUCCCACACAAGAAAUCAAAACCAGAUUGGAGAAAGAGAUAGCAACAAAAACAUCUCAACCUUCAUUUUACAAAUAUGCGUUGGGUCCAAUAAAUGCUACAGCAAAACUAAAAUUAAAUCCGAAACCAGAGGGUGACACUCCUAAAUUUAGUAUACCAAAGGUGAUACUAACAUUACAUAUGGAACAACUCUCAGUCAGUCUCAAUAAGGCACAAUACAGAGAUAUGAUGUUGCUCGCAGAUUCUAUGGACAGGAUGAGUAAAGGCGCACCCUAUAGAAAGUACCGCCCAGACUUAAAACUUUACAAAGGUCACUACAAACAAUGGUGGCAUUUUGCUUACCAAUGUAUAUUAGAAGAGGAAGUGCGCAGGCGCCGAAGAAAUUGGGACUGGACGCACAUGUUGAGUCAUAGAAAUCUAUGCAAAAACUACGCAUCGGCCUAUCAAAGCAAAUUGAGCAAUAAAGGAAAAGUCAGCACUGAUCAGCAAGCCAUAUUAGAUGAAGCUGAGAAGAAACUGGAUUUGUUCAACCUCGUCGUCAUUAGGCAGAAGAUUGAAAUGGAGGUCGAAAGGCUUGGUAAACUUGAAGCAGAAGCUAAGAAAUCCCGUGGCUGGUUUGGCGGCUGGUGGUCCAGUGCAAGCUCGAAGGACGAUGAGCAUGCUGAGGGAACCGCUAUAAUGAAACAGUUCGAAAAAGCCAUGACACCAGACGAGAAAGAGAAGCUGUUCCGUGCCAUAGACUACCAGGAGAACACCGCUCCCCUACACUUGCCGGUCGAGUAUGUUGCCGUCGUGGGACAUUUCCGCCUCGAUCGGCUUCAGGUAGCCGUGAACGAUGACGUUGAAGUGCUCAAAGCCUGCGUGGACAAUGUUGAAGUUGACCUUAACCAAAGACCAAGUGCUAAUGCGCUGAGGGUGGACGUGCAAAUGCAAGCAUUUAGCGUGACCGGAGUGAAACAAGAUGAAUUUAUUCCACAACUUGUAACUUCUAAAGAAGUUACGAAGGACGUAAAUCUUUUGAAUGUCGUCUUUGAGACUAAACCUUUAGACGGCACUUGCGACCAAAGAGUGAAAGUGUCUGCGCGUCCGCUUCAAAUUGUAUACGACGCGCAAACGGUGAUAGAGAUUGUUAACGUAUUCAAACCGCCAAGCGAAUCUACGGCUUUAACUACUUUACAAGCUGCUGCCGAGAAUAAACUGUCCGAUUUGAAAGAGAAAUCGGCAUUAGGCAUGCAGUAUGCUGUUCAUCAUCACACAUUUAUUGAUUUGGAUAUUGAUAUUGCUGCAUCUUACAUCAUUGUGCCUCAAACUGGAAAGUACAAAGGAGGUGAACCGUGCGUGGCGGUAAAGUUGGGUGCCAUCAGCGUGAAGUCAGCCGGCCGCGGGGAGCAGCUCGAUGUUCACCGGCUGCAUCGCGAGGGGCUCACCGACGACGACAUCCUGCGGGAGAUCGCGCACCACAGCUACGACAAGAUGGCGCUCCGUCUCACCGAGAUGCAGGUUGUAAUAGCAUCAGCAAAUGAGGACUGGCAAUCGGCAAUAGCUUCAAACGAAGCGACCCCACUGCAUUUACUUCAGCCAACCAACUUAGUUAUACAAAUUCACAAAUGUUUAAUAACUGACGAUCCCCGUUUGCCUAAGAUAAAGAUUAGAGGAGAACUCGAGAAGAUAGCUAUUAGUGCAUCAGAAGAUAGGUUACUGACGUUAUGUGAAAUAUUAGUAAGCAUGCCCCUUCCUAAAUCAGAAGAAGCUAUGCAACUGAAGCCGAGUGAAUCAAAAAGUUCCAGUUUGUCGUUGCUAAGGUACUUGGAUCCAGUUGAAAAACAGAAAAGAGAUACAGCGCGCUCUAACCAGAGGAAGACUGAGGAACAUUCUGUUCAGUUGACUGAAGUUGAAGCAUUCUUUAUUAUGAAAGAACUAGUACUUAGCGUCAAUCGUAAGACAGUAGAAACGUCCAAAGAUUACCAAAAGUUCCUAGUAUUCUCUCUCUAUCUACUGGAAAUUAAGGCGACGCAGAAAACGUUCACUUUAGAAGCAGCCGUCCGCCUUGGUGCUGUACAUAUGCAACAUCAUAGGCUCGGACAAAAGGUUAUAAAUAUGGUGGAGACUCCUGGAGAAGAAGAAUUUGUUGAGAAGAAUAAGAAUCAGUAUUUGUUUGCAGUCACCUAUAGUAAUGUUGACAAAAAGUGUCCAGAAUUUAGAAGUCAUUACGGAUCAGUGGAGCAGAUGAUCGAAUUAGAUUUUACUACAUUAAGACUACUUCUACAUUUGGAAGGUUUGCAGGAAAUUCUAGUCAUUGUAAAUGAGUACCAGACUCGAUUACAAGCUAUUCAAAGUACUGUAGACAGAACUGCGAAUGCGGGCCCAUUAGAAACGAUUGUCGAAGAUGAAGAAUUUUCUGCUGCUAAAUCGAAAGCCAAUGUUGCAAAACCGUCGCGUCGUAGGCAAGUGGAAAGCAUCCAACUGAAAGUGAAUGUUAAGAUCGGCUCCAUCGAGAUCGGUUUCUCUACUGACCGACGCCCGCUGUCCACUGUGAUGUUAGAGGGCGCCACUGCCGGCCUCGUAUUGAAGAGUUCUUAUACUCAAGUAGACUGUGCCAUCGCGUCCAUCAAAGUGGAAGAUCUCAACCCUGUAACCAUACAUAAAGAGAUACUGAAAGUGUUGGGCGGCGACGUGAUGAACGUUCGUAUAGUGAUGUACAACUUGGAGCAGCACCCGUCCGUCAGUGACGUCAACAUGUCCAUCGAUGCGCAGAUCAACUGUCUGCGUAUCAUAUUCCUCAACUGGUUCGUCACCUCUAUGCUGGAAUUUUUGAAUAAUUUCCAAACGGCGCAACAAGCUAUCAUUGAAGCGUCGUCGCAAGCUGCGGACGCCGCGCGGGCAAAUGUAGCCACCGCAUACCAAAAUUCAACUAAAGUACUGCUCAAAGUACGCCUCGAUGCACCUAUUAUUGUAGUGCCUGAGAACUCGACUAGUUUGAACGCUAUGCUAGUUGACUUGGGUCGAAUGAAUCUCAAUAACAAAUUUAUUGACUUACCUGUUGCUGACGUAUCCAACAAAGUUACAGUGGACGAGUUGACUCUCGAACUCGAGGAUAUGAAGGUGUCUUGCGUGCAACUGAAAGAUGAUAAGGAUAUUAGUCAGGAGCGCAAAUUGCUUCGACCGACGAGUUUCAAACUUCUGGUCAAACGUAGCCUCUCGUCCUGGUACGAAAGUCUGCCAGAUUUAGAUGUAUCUGGUCGGAUGAGGACUAUAGCUAUUACCGUAGGACACAGCGAUUAUAAAAGUAUAAUGAAAAUACUCAACCAAAAUCUCCAAGAAGGUCAAAAUAAAGUAGAAGAGGCCAAAGCACAGCCUAAUGUAACCAAAGCGACGUCGAAGGCAGUUAAAAGUCAGACGAGCAGAACACAGACCAAGUCGACAGUGGCCGUUGUGACGUCUAAGAAGGAUAAGCAACCAAGAACUACAAUAAAAUUCGCUUUUACUAUGGACAGUUUUGUUAUAGACCUUAUGAAUACUAUUAGCUCGGAAGACACAAUGUUUGUAAAAGACGUAGAACUGGCUCGGUUCUGCUUAGCGCUGUUGUCCGUCAAGGGGCGAAUGUUCUCUGACAACUCGAUGCAUACAUCGGUGCUGCUCGUAGAUUGCACUCUCGACGACACAAGGCCGGGACGAGGUGCUAAGAUCACAAGAUAUUUAGAACGACGACGUGAACGGGGCGAUGCGAAAUCAGACCAACAAGCUGAUGACAGUGCACUCAUGGAAGCCAACGAUAAGAUUCGAAGCAUGAUCGACAUAACGUACACCAUGAAGAAUUCUGAUAUCUUUAUUGACAUGAGGAUAUUCAGCUUCAACUUGAUCUUGGCCAUGGAUUUCCUCAAUAAGAUAGCAGAGUUCAUGACUACCGGGCUCGCGGAGGAUGCACCACCCAUCAAACCUAAGGAAGACUUGAAACUACUAAAGCCCACCGACAAGUCAGUUGAUAGCCUACUCAAAAAGAAAACGUCAACAGUAACACCCCCGACGGUGGAACAGCCGCAGAAUACAUCGAUGAUGACGGUCAAUAUCAAGAUAGAACAGCCUGACAUCAUUCUGGUCGAAUCACUUGAGCAGAAGACGUGUGAUGCACUCGUGCUAAAUAUGGAAGCCCGGUUCAAGCUGCGCAAGACUGCGGAGCGCAUGGUGGCGGAUGGUGGUAUCUCUGGAUUGCAGAUGGUAGUUCGAACACUAGGCCGCGCGGAGGCUGGGGCUGCACCAAAAUAUUUAUUGUCUCCCGCUACCCUUUCGUUGGCGCUCUCGCAACCUCCGAACAGUGGGAUGCACGUGGACUUAGCAGUCUCCGACAUAAAGAUCACUGUAUCGCCCGAUAUGAUCGCCCUCUUGAAUCGUGUGUUGGCAACUAUGACAAGGCGUGAAGAGGACAACACUGAAGAAGAUAAUAAACCUAUAUUAUACAACAAUCUUUGGACCAUACAACCGUUUAGACCAAACGCGUAUUGGUUCUUAAAAACAGAAGAGGCAGAGGAAGCUAUUAGUGUAGACUUGACCGAAACCAACGUAACUCCCCCGCCGCCGUCUGGUGAGAUUUGCCUACUAUCAAGCCCGUCCAUUGUCGUCUCCCUCGAGAUGGAUAUUGGCAAUGAGACCAUACCCGUGCUUGUGAUGCAAGCAUCAUUGAAUGGACAGGUCAAGGACUGGAGCUCAGAUUUUUAUAUGGAGUCAACAUGGGCGAUGCAGGUUUCUUACUACAAUAUCGGCCGCGCAUUAUGGGAGCCGCUUAUUGAGCCUGUCGAAGUGCUGAAAGACUAUCAAUACAAACACGUGCCAUGGGAGCUUAAGAUGGAGAUUGUAAUGCGGCCCCAAGAAAAUCAGUUAUCAAUAGAUACUUCAGACGAAGCGGCCAAUUUGCAAGCAGUGGCACAAAGACAGGCCAACAAAACUAUCACGAUAUCGAGUAGUGAGCCACUUGAAAUUACUAUCACCAGAAGUGGUAUGGAGAUGCUCACACAACUGGGAAAUUCAUUUGCUGCCGCCGUAGCAGACACUGAUACAACAGUACUGUCCAAAUCUAAGGUCGAUGAUGUUACAACGAAAAAGUACUACGGCGCCCCGUACGUACUCCACAAUUGCACCGGACUCACCACAAAGCUAAUGCUCCAAGAUAACCACGACUUCUCCGUCUUCCAUACUGACGAGUAUGUCUCCUCAGAUUACAGAGAGGUGGUACUAGAGCCGGGCGCUUGCGUCCCGCUACAGUUGCAGCACGGCGGACUCAAUAUUGUCAAACUAAACGAGCCCCCGCCUCCGCUCAAGCUCAAUGUCAAGAUAGUUGAAUUGGACGAGGACGUACAAAUCCCAGUAGAACGAGCUGACAAGCGUUAUUUCCCGCUGGGUCGUAAGCACACUAGCUCCACACUGGAACGGAAUGUACCCUCAGUCGCCGCUAUCGAACCGCGCGGUCUCAUAUCGGACGUUGUUAUGCAAGAUGCAGCGUUGCAGAUUUAUUUGCGAAGUGUUGUGCAGGUGACAAACACGUUAUCCGUAAACGUAUCAGUGUACUAUAUGACAUUGAGUGGCAAUGAAGUCAGAUUAUUGGGCGACGUGAAACCGGGCGGCAUACUGCGGCUGCCAUUGCAAGCUGUACAUACGCCUACUGGCGAAAUAUUUUUCUCUGUUGAAGGAUUUACAGUAUCUGUAUCGCCUUUUAUAUGGCGCGAAUUGCAACAAGAAGUUAAGAUUGUAAAACUGUUGCAAUGUGAUUCCAAAGAUAAGAAUAGCGGUGAAAAAUUCUAUCUUAAGGCACUUGGAACAAUGGAGCAAGUAUUCUACGAGCACUCCAAUAGACACACAUUCGCGUCCUCGUGCUACGACAUUGUUUUGAAGCCAGCGGUGAAGCUUCAGAAUUGCUUGCCAGUCGAUAUAGUGGUCUCGCAGCUGGGGCUUAAGCGAACGCAAACUUUCAAGCCGGGGGAGAUGUUCCACUUGUCCCACCUCGCACCGAAUAAAGCGUCCGUUGUUAUUAUGAUAGAGAACUAUUUAGACAAGUGCUGGGUGUGCACCAAGAACCUACCUGACGCUGAGAGCGAGCUGUCGGUAUGGACGUUCGAGUCGCACGACAGCCCCGCCGUCAUGACCCUAGAGUUGGGCAUGCACAGUGUAGAUACAGACGGUACACAGGUGCUGUCGCUCUAUUGCCCCUUCUGGAUGCUCAACAAGACCGGAUUCACGCUCUGCUACAGGAAAUCAAAGAAACCAGAAAAAGACUCCAGCACUCCCAACAAGAACGCAGAUGAAACUGGAAACGUAAUAUUUCAUCCAAAAGAAUAUAAGGAGCCAAUAUUAUUCUCGUUCCGUGCGAAAAACUUCUUUGGCAAAAAGAAGGCUGCAAUUCGUGUCGAAUUCGGCGAAUGGUCCGAGAAGUUUUCCUUGGAUGUGCCAGGAAGUUCUGGCGUGGUUAUAUGUAAACAUGAGGGUAGAACUUAUCAGGUGGCGGUUACAAAUCAGUUGACAUUCAACAGUUUGACGAAAAUGGUGAUAUUUACACCAUACUUCCUUAUCAUCAAUGAAGCACCUUUUGCGAUCCAGUACCAAGAGUUACAUCGAUCUGCCGAUCCUUGGCAAGAGGUUGAGCAAAAUUCGAGUGCCCCACUGUGGCCAGUAAUAGAAAAGGAAGACAAGCUGCUUCGGUUGAGAGUGGCCGGUUCUACAGAACACGCUGCACCGUUCCUGUACACCGAGCAACAUAGCGUCUGUCUAAAACUUAAUAACGAGUACGGCGGUUUACACGUGGAGGUGCAGCUGAGUGAAGGCGGCACGUACGUGACGGUGCGGCAGUACCGCGACGGCCACGCGCCCGCGCUGCUUGUCAACUUCACCGAGCACCUCAUCACCCUCUACGAAAAAGAGAACGUUAACGUCAGAAAACUACCGUCUAUGAACAAGAUGUUGUACACGUGGGAUAAUCCGGCCGGACCUCGAACACUUAUAUUUGAAGGUCACAAGAAGAAGGAAAUAGAAAAUGAUCUAAGAAAAGACGGAAUCGGCGAAUUCAUGAUAAACGAGACCACCAAGUUAUGGUGGGUGUCGUUCCUGGACGGGCUGCAGCGUGUGGUGCUGUUCACGGACAACGCGCUGCUUGCCAGCGGCGCGCACACCAUCGGUGAGGCGGAGUUUGUCGACACGGAGAUCGUGCUGUCCAUGCAGGGCAUGGGCCUCUCGCUCGUCAACGACCCGGAGCUGCUCGAGAUAUUAUACAUUAGUAUAUCCAAUUCUGGUAUUAUAUGGGAGCAGUGCAAAGUAGGUGCUCGUCGAUACAAAAAGUUGGAAGGUCCGAAAUUGAUACAGCUCGAAGAGGCUUAUCAACGGUAUAUAGCGGAAAAAAUGGUCAGCGAAGAACCUAUAGCGUCACGUGUGCAGUUGGAGGAUAAACUUGAGGUUGAUUUCGAGGAGAUGCGUAUCCUGAAGCCGUCGCCGCGUCUGCUACGACGCACGCUGCAGCCGGGCCUGUGGGCGUCGUACGGCCUCACGCCGCACUCUCGCCGCCUGCAUGCCCGCCUGCACCGGCUGCAGCUCGACCAGCAACUGCCGCUGCCCACGUUCCCCGUCGUGCUUGCGCCUGUACCGCCGCCGCGCUCCAUCGCCAACGUCGACCCGAGCGGUAUGAAACCGUUCAUAGAGGUGUCUAUAGUGGAACGCAUAAUGGAACAUAGUAAAGUGCGGCAGUACAAGUACUACAAGAUGCUUAUACAAGAAUUCCACGUAAAGGUGGAUAUGGGGCUCAUCAACGCCCUCAUGGGAAUGUUCCCCCAGCGGCUGCUCACUGAACAGGAAGCUCUUGAUGCCUUCCAAUUAGAUCUUGAAAAAGCAGGUCAACCAUUAGAGGCACUAGCGGCGAUGGGCGUUGCUUCUGGUCAAAAGAAUUUCUACGACAACUUGCAUUUAUCACCCCUCAAGGUUCACGUGUCUUUCUCACUCGGCGGCGCGACUCAACUCCCAACGUUCGUGGGUACAGUGUUGCAAAGUAUCGGUGUAACGCUGACGGAUAUGAACGACGUUGUGUUCAAAUUGUCUUAUUACGAGAGAAAUUACGAGUUCUUAUCACAAAAAGAGUUGAUCGGUCAAGUGCAGAGUCAUUACACGGGGCAAGCACUCAAACAGUUGUAUGUGCUAGUGUUAGGGCUGGACGUGAUCGGUAACCCUUACGGUCUCGUUGUUGGUUUGAAGAAAGGCGUUGAGGACCUGUUCUACGAGCCCUUCCAAGGCGCUAUCCAGGGCCCGGGCGAGUUCGCAGAGGGUCUGUUCCUGGGCGUGCGGUCACUGGUCGGGCACACGGUGGGCGGCGCGGCCGGCGCCGUCUCACGCAUCACCGGCGCCAUGGGACACGGGCUGGCCGCACUCUCGCUCGACAAGGAUUAUCAACGUCGUCGACGUGACAAUAUGAACAAACCACCGGCGAACUUACAAGAAGGCCUCGCACGUAGUGGGAAAGGUCUUGUUAUGGGUGUCGUUGACGGCGUGACGGGGGUAUUUACAAAACCGAUAGAAGGCGCUCGCGAUCAGGGCGUAGAAGGGUUCUUCAAGGGGCUGGGAAAGGGCGCGAUGGGGCUAGUUGCCCGUCCUACAGCAGGCGUUGUAGACUUCGCCUCUGGUUCGCUCGAUGCUGUUAAGAGAGCGGCAGAUUUCUCUGAGGAAGUGACUAAACGUCGCGCAGCGCGUUACCUACCGGCUGACUCAGGGGUUAGGCCUUAUUCGAGGCUUCAGGCUGAAGGAUAUAAAAUACUUUCAGAACUUGAAAAGGGUAAAUUUGUGAGUACGGAUAACUACCAGGCGCAUGUGUGGGUGAUACCAGCUAAAGAGGUGGCCAUGUGCACUGAUAAACGGCUUCUCUACUUGGAGAAGAAUAACGUGUUCGGCGGAUGGCAGAUCGUGUGGACAUACCUCUGGUCGGAGAUUCCCGAAGUGCCAACAGCUGUAAAUAAAGGUGUCUACAUACCGACUGCCAAAAAGAAGGUGCUAGGAAUGUUCCCGAGUUCCGGUUCGGGCAAAAUUAUAUUGCUAUACGACGAACAGCAAAAGAAAUAUUUACUGGCGCAGUGCGAGCGGCUAAUGCGUUCGCAGCGUUGACUAGAACAGGUAGAAAGAAUUUCCCCCACUGAGUGGUUGGGAGAAUUCUUUCUACUUAUAUUCGAUUAUCGCACCGCGUUGCUUACUCUCGCCUAUCACUUUAACAUGCACCAUUUGAGCCCGAAAGGUUUCCGCUGAAAACUAUUUAUGAGAGUGCUGAGAGCAGUGCUUUAAUUUGGAUAAACUUUUUUUUUUACUCGUGCUUCUUUAAGAGCGUGUGCUUGUUGUGUUCCAGUCUUUCUCGGAAACACCUUUGUUUUUCUAUUAUACAGUAUGAAUGUUUAAGUUAUUCUCGAAAUUAAUUAAAGAUUGACUCUCUCAUAGACACAUUUUGAGUCCAUAUAAAUUGCCAACGUAUAAGUCAAUGAAUGUCUAAAUCGUUUCAUUGUGCUGUAUAUUUGUGUAUCACAGAAACACUAUUAUGUUAAUGUUUAUCAGAUAUUUAGUUUAUUUAUUGUAUUUUGAUUGAUCUUAUAAUUUUAUACCACCAUCUACACAAUUGAGAUUAAAUACGUUAGUUCAAGUUGAUUUCAGCUUUUAAAUAUACCAAUAUGCAUUUAUGAGACUCAAUGUUCAGUCUUCCGUUACAGUUAUGUACUUUAUACGAUUAUGGAAUAGUUAUUAUGAAUGUGUGAUAUCGUUUACUUAAUCUACAUUUAAUUUAUAUAGAACGAUCUUUCUGGCUCCAAAUAGAUGUGGUAUGAAUUGUGCUAUAAAAUAAAUAAUUAUUUAUUGGAUUACUUUUAUAUAAACAUAAAAAAUAUACAGUAGAACAUAUAACUUCUUUUUUUGAAAUCGGUUAAAGUUAACUUUUGUAAUAACAAUUUAUUUGAAUGUUACUACAUAAAGAACUUAAUUAAAUGUAACGUUGUGUUCUUUUACAGGAACCUAAAAGUACAAAGUUAUUAAAAUGUUUUUUUUUUUUGUUGUCGUUGCAGUAUAUGUGACUGUGUGUUUUGUUGUUCAUAUUGAGAGAUUUACUUGUCAUAGUUGAGGCGUUCCAAUACCAGUGCCUUAAGGUCGAUGUAUAGAAAUAUUUGUUUGAUAAUGUUGCUUGUUCCAUAUUUGAAUAUAUCGUGAAGUUAAUCAGUUUGUAUGACAAAUAUAAUCAGUUGAAGUCAGUGCUAUUUGCCUAUUAUGCGACUGCCUUAAGAAUCGCAUUCAAGUUGUAAAAUUUUGUUCAUUUUGUACUAUUUUUAUUUUGUUUCUUAUUUUAUGUUGAUUUACAUUUGACGCAUACAUUUUACUAAUUGUCUAUAGCACACUUUACUAAUUGUUUUUAUGGUCUCUUAUUAUUCAAGCUACUGUACAACAAUUUUGUAAUAAAUAUAAGAAAAUACUAUACAGA